CGGGGACAGGCGGACUCUUUCCGGUUAGGCUAAGUCGGUGUCUUCGUUGUUUGAAGGACGUCGGCCGUCGAAUUUGUGACUUUGGCAAAGACUUUCCUGGGAAGUCCACCAGACCUCACCCAGCUCUUAUUGACAUCAUGGCAGGCGCAGAAAAUGAAGGCCAAUUCCAGUUCACUGGUAUUAAGAAGUAUUUCAACUCAUACACUCUCACGGGUAGAAUGAAUUGUGUACUGGCCACAUAUGGAGGCAUUGCUUUGCUGGUCUUAUACUUUAAGUUAAGGUCUAAGAAGACUCCAGCUGUGAAAGCAACAUAAAUGGAUUCUAAAUUUUCUGAGCUCAUCUGUUAAAUUCCCAAGCCUGGAGAAGCUAAUGUCAACUCAUCAUGUAAUAUUCAAUUUGUACAAUAAAUUAUGAACCUGGAAAAA
Dipodomys spectabilis (banner-tailed kangaroo rat) is the source of this 425-nucleotide messenger RNA. It is a transcript of the gene Atp5mk, whose product is annotated as ATP synthase membrane subunit k. The transcript is spliced from 5 exons. The record is from RefSeq and is a predicted model, not a curated record. Bases 138 to 314 code for a protein of 58 amino acids. Lineage: Eukaryota; Metazoa; Chordata; Mammalia; Rodentia; Heteromyidae.